AUCCACCAUGGCUUCCACACAUCCCUCCACACCACGCCGCUGGCGGCGCCGACGACCACGAAAUGUCGUCGACGGCGUCGCAGCGUGCGCUCGACUACCUCGAGCAGCUGCCGGGCACCACCUUCACCAAGCUGUACCAACAGCCCUCCACCGCCCUCGCCAUCUUCCGCCGCAUGCUGCCUCACCUGGCUAAAACACUCGUGAUGGCGAUGUUGUAUAUGCCCAAACCCUUCGCCGUCGCCGACGUAGAUGUGUGGAUCAAGCCCGAUGCCGAGGGUCUGCAGGCGAGAGAUAGAGCGCUCAGUAUCCUGCAGCGCCUGCGCAUUCUAUUCGACACGCGUGAUGAGAAGGAUGGCCGUCCGGCGUACAAACUCAGUGAUGGUUUUGCGCGCAGUCUGAGGAUGGCGCUCACGGGUGGUGGCAAUCACCGGUCCUUUGGCGUGCCCAGCAAUGCGCCGGAUAAACAACCCGUCUCCGGCUCGUACUUGGAUGCCUUUGCGCGCCAGCAGUGGGAAGCCAUCCUCUACUACGUAGUCGGCAGUGCGCACGCAGGCCUCGGCGGCUCCACGGAUGCCAUCAGCGCCGGCACAAAGCAACUACUCCAGAAAGGCGAAUUCGUCUCAGUCCGUGGCCGCGAAGCACACAUCACCCAACGCGGCUUCACAUUCCUACUACAAGAGAUCAACGCGCAAAUAUGGACGCUCUUAAUCGUCUACCUCGAGGUCUCCGGCGCCUUACACAUGGACCCCGUUGACGUCCUAUCCUUCCUCUUCACCCUCGGCUCCCUCGAGUUAGGCAUCAGCUACAGCACCACCAACCUCACCCCAACCCAACAACAAAUGCUCGACGACCUCUCCGACUUCGGCCUCGUCUACCGCCGCAGCAAUGACGAAGCCCGCUACUACCCGACCCGCCUUGCUACAACCCUAACAAGCGACGCCCCGGCCCUCCCCAACACCUCCCUAACCUCCACCACAAGCACCACCACCCUCGCCUCCUCUUCAACCGACCCCAGCGCGAGUGCAAACGAAAAGGGCUACAUAAUCCUCGAGACAAACUACCGCCUCUACGCCUACACCUCCAGCCCCCUACCCAUCACAAUCCUCUCCCUCUUCGCCACCCUCAAAACCCGCUACCCCAACCUCAUUACCGCCAAACUCACCAAAUCCUCCAUCCAAUCCGCCAUCGCCUCCGGCAUCACAAGCGAUCAGAUAAUAACCUACCUGACCACGCACGCCCACCCCAUCUUGCGCCGGCAGAACCCGGUCUUACCACCCACAGUCGUGGAUCAGAUCAGACUCUGGCAGAUCGAGGGCGAGCGGAUGACGGCGUGGAAGGGGUUUUUGAUCAGGGAUGUGGGGACGGCGGAGGAGUACGAUAAGGCGGUGCAGUAUGCGGAUGCGCUGGGGGUGUUGCGGAAGGAGUUUAGGGGGAAGGGGUGGUUUUUUGUGAGUCGGAUGGAUCAGAUGAGUGUUUACUUUCGGGCGCAGGCGGCCAAGAAGAAGGAGGCAAUGGCGAGGAGGGAGGGUUGAGUGGUUUUGCUGGAUUGUGGGUCAGAUGCUUCAGGUGCGGGCAUAGCGAUGGAGUCUGGGUGGGUUAGAGUUCAGGCUCAAAGCGGUUGGUACCAGUAGGUAUGAGUGUCUUGGGGCUCAUACUUCGUUCCACAACGAACAUUCUGCCA
This is a messenger RNA of Baudoinia panamericana UAMH 10762, 1681 nucleotides long. RefSeq lists its product as uncharacterized. Gene Ontology annotation, biological process: nucleotide-excision repair. The record is from RefSeq and is a predicted model, not a curated record. The transcript has 2 exons. The coding region runs from base 63 to 1532 and encodes 489 amino acids. Gene Ontology annotation, cellular component: transcription factor TFIIH holo complex; transcription factor TFIIH core complex. Gene Ontology annotation, molecular function: ATPase activator activity; double-stranded DNA binding. Lineage: Eukaryota; Fungi; Ascomycota; Dothideomycetes; Mycosphaerellales; Teratosphaeriaceae.